UGGGGUUACCCGGUAGUACUGUACUAGAUUUAGAAUAUAACCACCGAAUGUGUACUGCGGAAAAGACGAUGGAUGAUGGCCAAGAAAUAACCGUCAAGAAAAUUAUAUCAAAACUCAAUCAACGCGCGCCAAAACAAUUCGAACACUUAAGCAGAAAUCGUCAUAAAAUUGGGCAGACAGCUGGCUCGGUGCCAACACAAAAUCUUCUAGAUAGAAUAACAUUUGAAAGUGAACAUUUAAAGGGGAGCCAUAGCGAAAACUCUUCUAGAAGAAAUAGUGAUGACGGUGGACGAGCUAAGAAGCAGCGCAGAGGCGAUGGAACAAAUUCAGAGCCACCAACGGCUGGUAUAACCAAUUAUAACGCCUGGAACGAUAUAGCAAGCUCAUCUUCAACAACGAGAACUGAACUGAGUACAUCUGAUGAGGCUGUUAAUGAUCAUAUACAAAUCCGUCGUCAAAGCCACGACUCCGCAUUACCCAGCACCCCCAUCGACCGAUCAGCUUGGAGAUCAACUGACAGUCUCGCUCCCGAUUCAGCGUUUGGGACAUCUCUUGCAGAUAUCAUGGAGAGUCCAGCUAACAAGAUACAUCUUCGGGAAGACUUGAGAUCCAGAGACAGUUCAGAGGAACGAAGAGCUAGGAUUAAUUGGAGAUUAGUGAGGAAUAUUACUUCUGCAGCCGGGGCUUUCCUUAAACGAGAUACGCCCGCUUUACCCGGCACGCCGUUACCUAGUUUUCAGUCAACAUCAAACAGUCAAAAUUCUAACUACCCUGAAGAAAGGAAACCUUCGGUUGCAAACUCGUUACCGAACACUUCGGCGCAUAACUCAACCGCGCACAGCUCUGCGCAUGAUUUUGCACAAACUCCUUCUGAACCAAAUAAUAAUAAUAAUGAAAAGGAUCGUAUCGGCGAAACAAGCCCAGAGGGCUUAGAUCCAGAUUCAUUGAUGUUUCGAGACGGCAGACGUCGUAUAGACAUGGUUCUAGCGUAUGAAGAAGAGGAUUUCGGGGUAAUGACUGAAGCAGAAGCCAAGAAGAGAGAUCAUAGAAAAACAUUUCAGGAAAAUCUAAUAAAAGAAGGUCUAGAGUUAGAAUUGGAAAACAAAUGCCUAUCAUUCGACGGGAAAACGUGGUUCCUAAAGAUACACAUACCCUGGAAGACGGAAAUGAGACUAGCUGAAGUAAUCGGGAUGAAGUUACCGACGAAGAGAUUCAUCACCAUAUCCGUAAGAGCGUGGAGCGAAGAAGCACAAGCUGAAAGAGACAAAAAAUGGUACACAAAAUGGCGUAGAAAAUGGAAAGAUUUGUACGAAUACGAGCAUACGAGAAUCGAACCGGAACCUUCGUUUUACACCGCCACUGAAAAGCAAGGUGUGAAAAGGGAAGAACAGUUUUUAGUAAAAGACAGAUACAUGCAGUUCUCGCCCGCGCAGCGCAGUUACCUCGUUAUGCAGAUACUUCUCAGAGUUAGAUACGACAACAAUGAGAUUAAGAUGGGUAUCCGUAGAUUACUGAAUGAUGGAACCUAUUUGGCUUGUUUCCCAUUACACGAAGGUAGAUAUGAUAUGGACAUGGAAGAUAAGAUGCAAACGGAUCGAAGGCUACUAUACUUAGAAUGGGCGCGUCCUUGCAAAUGGUAUAAAAAACAACCGCUAUGGCUUAUAAGGCGAUACUUCGGCGAGAAAAUAGCAUUAUACUUCUGCUGGCUCGGCUUUUACACCAAGAUGUUGUACGCGCCGGCCAUCGUUGGUACACUGUGCUUCUUAUACGGUCUAGCCAGCAUGCACUCUAGCGAUAACAUUCCUAGCAAAGAAAUAUGUGACACAAGUGGACCAGGGAAUACUACACUUUGCCCGCUCUGCGACAAGGCUUGCCAGUACCAGAGUCUAUCAGACUCUUGUCUCUUUGCUAAACUGACUUACUUAUUUGACAAUCCAGCGACCGUAUUCUUUGCUAUAUUCAUGUCAUUCUGGGCAACAACGUUCCUUGAACUUUGGAAAAGGAAACAAUCGAUUUUGAAAUGGGAGUGGGAUUUAGGGAGUGUUGACCAAGAUGAAGAUCCACGUCCAGAAUUCGAGACAUCGGUGAAGACAUUCCGAACUAACCCAGUGACCAGGGAAAAGGAACCAUACCUCCCAGCUUGGCAAAAGACCAUGAGAUAUGUGGCCACAAGUUCAGCUGUUUUAUUUAUGAUAACCGUUGUGAUGGGAGCGGUGCUGGGUACAAUUAUAUAUAGAAUAUCAAUGGUGUCGGUGAUUUAUGGUGGCAGCGGAUUCUUUUUAAAGAGACACGCGAAAAUUUUCACCGCCAUGACCGCGGCGUUGAUCAACUUGAUCAUGAUUAUGAUUCUCACGCGGAUCUACGCUAAAGUAGCAGUUUAUUUAACAAAUGUGGAAAAUCCAAGAACGCAGACUGAGUAUGAAGAUUCUUAUACGUUUAAGAUAUUCUUUUUCGAAUUCAUUAACUUCUACUCAUCUUUAAUUUACAUCGCCUUUUUUAAGGGUCGCUUCUUCGAUUAUCCAGGUGAUGACCAAGCGAGGAAAUCAGAGUUUUUCAAACUUAAAGGCGACAUAUGCGAUCCAGCUGGUUGUCUCUCUGAGCUCUGCAUACAGCUCGCGAUCAUUAUGAUUGGGAAGCAGUGCUUCAAUAACUUCGUCGAGCUGGGUUACCCCAAGCUCCACAACUGGUGGCGGCGCCGCUCGCACCGCGCCGUGACGCGCGACCGCAGCAAGCCGCACAUGGCGUGGGAGCAGGACUACCACCUGCAGGACCCCGGCCGACUGGCGCUCUUCGACGAGUACCUCGAGAUGAUCCUGCAAUACGGUUUCGUAACGUUAUUCGUAGCAGCCUUUCCCCUCGCCCCACUCUUUGCCUUGUUGAACAACAUCGCGGAGAUCAGGCUCGAUGCGUACAAGAUGGUGACUCAGGCGAGGCGGCCUCUUGCUGAACGAGUCGAAGAUAUUGGUGCUUGGUACGGAAUUUUACGUGGCAUAACGUAUGCCGCUGUGGUUUCUAACGCUUUUGUCAUAGCAUACACUAGCGACUUCAUACCUCGUAUGGUAUACAAGUAUGUUUAUUCCCCUGACAACACCUUGGUUGGAUACAUCGACCACUCAUUGUCGUUAUUCAACACAUCGGAUUAUCGAGAAGAGUGGGGCGCUGAUGAGAACGAAAUCGAUCCACCUGUUUGCGCGUAUCGGGGAUACCGUAACCCUCCUCACCACGCCGACCCCUACGGCCUCUCACCACACUACUGGCAUGUAUUCGCAGCGAGGUUGGCUUUCGUCGUUGUAUUUGAGCACGUGGUGUUCGGUCUGACGGGCUUGAUGCAGCUUCUCAUACCGGAUGUGCCGACGGAAUUGAAGAUACAAAUGCAAAGAGAAGCCCUGUUGGCUAAGGAGGCUAAAUACGAACACGGCAGACGACGCCUCUCUACGGAGUACAGGCAGCUCAUCAGCCAAAGCAACGAUAGCAACGCGGACAAGGCAGCUGGCAGUCAGCCACCUCGCUGGCAACGACGCACUUCUCGCGCCUCUGACGCCCUUGACGCACAUGUGCCUCUCACACCAACUGCUUAAACUUUUUGUAUAAUAUUUCAUUUAAAUCUUAUUUAUUUUGAUUGGUAUAAAUAUAGAUAGAUAUACAUAAUAAUUUAUGAUAAAUGUGUAUUUUUCAUACAUAAAUAUUAUACGCACAAUUUAAGUUGGCCGGCCUGAAGUUAGUUUCUUAGUUAGUUAGUUAGUAGCACCACAAACCUUGGGAACUAAGAUGCUAUGUCCCUUGUGACUGAAAUUACACUGGCUCACACUUAAAACGAAAUAAUAAGUAUUGCUGUUUGGCGUUAGAUUAUAUGAUGAUAAUCUACCCAGACGGGCUUGUAUGAAGCCCUACCACUAAAUAUAAAACUAAAAAUCAUUGUCUCGAAAUGUGUAAUUUCCGGCCAACUUAAAUUGCACCUAUUGUACUUUGUUUGAGCUAGCAUUAAGCCGGCGAACUGAUAAACUAGCUCUCUCAUACACACAGAUUACAUAACUAAAAUUCUAAAGUAUAACGUCCAAAAAACUUUUCCAUUGGGCAGAAUGACAUUCUUAAUUGAAUGAUAUUUAAUAAAUUGCAUAUUUGCCAAUGAAAACGCCGAAAAUUUACACAAAUAAUUCCUAUUUCGAAUAAUAUUAGUUUAAUUUUAGUAUAAAAUAAAUUUAGGGUCCAAUUUUUACAAUUAGGCUUGUAAUCUUUAAAUCCGUCUUAUUAAUAAAAGAUAGUCACUCAAAUCAUAGGUUGUCUCUUUCACUCUUAUUAAUCGUCUAAUAUGUCUAUGGUAUUAUAGUGUGUGUAGAUAAAAAUAUUAUGUAAACAAAUAUGCAUUGUCUUAAGUGUUUGUAUUUAUUAAUAAGACGGUAUUUUCUAGUCAAUGUGAAAUAGCUACUAGAUAUUACUUAUAACAUAAGUUGUAUAUAAAGAAUUAUUAUAAAAAUGCUAAUGUUAGAUUAUCUAGAACAUUCGAUAUAAUAUUGAAAUUCUUAUCGCUAAGAGAUUGCGUUCCUGACAUCUGUUAGUUGGUUACAAUAAACAAAAAACCGUUGUCAUUAACGUUAUAGCGAGACUUCGGAAAUGUUGUUUAUUUUAUUUUAAUUUGUUAUUUAUUUACUUAAUACAAUUAUGAUAUGAGAAUUAUGUAGAUAUUUGUUGAAAUUUGACAAUGAUAUAACUGAUUAUUAUUCAAUGGUAGGGCAAUUACGUUAAUAUUUUUAUAAAAAAUAUUUUAGCCCACAAGGACCUGUCAAGAACGCAUUGUCUCAACCAGACUUAAUUACUGUAUAAUUAACUUCUAUCACUGCUUUAAAUAUUCAGUUCUUGUAAAUUACUUUGAAUUAAAAAAUAUUUAGUUAUGUAUAAUCUAUGUGUCACGAAAAUAGAUAAUUAUUUUAUACUCAUUAAAACAAUUAUUAUUCUUAUUAAUUUAAACAAAACAUUCCAAACUUUGUUUUUUUCAUUAUAGAUUGUUUUUUUUUUCUAUUUUUAACGGCUUUGGGUGUAAGUUUUGUACAGCCUUGGCGUAGAGGUUUCUUUGUAAAUGAGGUUAUAUAUUUAAAAUUUGCAUAUCAUAAAACUUAAUUGAGAAUGCUAUAUGUAAACUUAUGAGACCGGCGAGUAUUCAGGCACUGGAAAUUAAGUAGAAGGUAUUCUGACUUCGUGACCACGAUAUAGCUCGUGGUCACCAACCACGUGGUGAUUGGACCGACACGGGAUUUGAUCUUAGGGAGUCGGAGAACGCAACAACAUAACUCAAAUAAACAGAGGAGUCUGUUAAGAAACACAAUAUGAAUUGACUGUAUAUUUCAACACAGAUUCUAAAUGACAUUUUAAAGAUCUGACUAAUGGUAGGAGGUUGUACAAGCCAAGAACCACUAAGUACGGUUUAACGCCAAGGGCAAGUGAGUAAUAACUUAGCCAGGCGUUUUAUAUUUAAUUGUGUAUUUUAUAUCAUUUAAAAAUAAUUUACCAAACGUAGGCUCAUUUGCCCGAAAGCCUUUUAGAUAAAAUUUUAAAACCAUUACCAUAUAUAUUUAUUUGUAGAAUAAGUAGAAUAUACUUAGAUCAUAAUUACAUUCAGGGCCGGAUUUAGGGGUACGGGUUAGAUAAAAUGAAAAAAAGUAUAAUCUUUGUAUUAAAAUCCUUUUAUUGUACAUAGAUACGUUUGUUAAAAUAAUUUAAUUGUUUACGCAAUAAAUUAUUAUUAUUGAAAAUACUCGAAUGAAAGAUUCAAUUUAUUUGGAAAGUAAUUAGAGAACUCAACCACUUUGUUGCCCCGGGAGCUAAAACCUCUAAAUCUAGCUCUGUCUAUAUUGUAUUAUGGAGUAAAGGAAGAAGAAAAGAAUUUAUGUCACUUAGCCAUAAAAUCUAAGCCUAGUAUAUAUAAGCUAUUUAAGAAUUUAUAAGUAAUAAACGUUUUAUUUGUUUGUCUAAAACACGUCCAAACGGUUUUUUAUUCUUUCUUAUUAUAAAACAUAAUAUUAUGAUAAGUUUUUGUAGUUUAACAAAACGAAACGACAGUAUUGAUUAUAAUAACGUUUAUAGC
Nymphalis io (European peacock) is the source of this 6079-nucleotide messenger RNA. Its product is annotated as anoctamin-4-like. The record is from RefSeq and is a predicted model, not a curated record. Gene Ontology annotation, biological process: chloride transmembrane transport. NCBI's taxonomy places the organism in Eukaryota, Metazoa, Arthropoda, Insecta, Lepidoptera, Nymphalidae. Bases 48 to 3578 code for a protein of 1176 amino acids. Gene Ontology annotation, molecular function: protein dimerization activity; chloride channel activity. The transcript has 25 exons. Gene Ontology annotation, cellular component: plasma membrane.